Molecule: messenger RNA, 489 nt
Organism: Suillus subaureus
Lineage: Eukaryota; Fungi; Basidiomycota; Agaricomycetes; Boletales; Suillaceae
Exons: 2
Coding region: 1-489 (162 amino acids)
Source: RefSeq, a predicted model, not a curated record
AUGACCAGCACUGCAUAUGCCUCCAAGCUCACCCCUGCCACUGCUAUAGUGGGGAUGCAAGGAUAUAUUAAUGAUAUUGGCAACAUCUUGGAGAAGGUAGUUAGUGGUGCUCAAGGUGCUGCCUUUCCCCCAGUCCCUAUCCCUAUUUCUCCUCCAGUUAUCUUGAAAAUCAGGGAUUUAUCUGCCUUUGAGCAUGUCAUACACAUGAUGCAAACAGAGGUCACUGAUCUGCCAGCAGAUGACUUGGGUAUCUUGAUGAAGGUCUUCUUUACUGCUAGCAAUGACUGGGUGAUAGAGAUCUAUGCUAUGAGUGCACAUACUGAAGCACAUUAUUCUUUUGUCAAAGCCCUUGUGACUACUCACAAGAUAUCCAGAUCUGAGAUCCAGAUCUCCAAUGAUCUGAUCUAUCUUUAUCUUCCUUCUGGAAUCCAAACCCUAUAUCAGUGCCCAACCCCAUUUAGACUUCCCCUGUCUCUGGACUCCAGUUAA